Saccostrea cuccullata (small rock oyster) is the source of this 790-nucleotide messenger RNA. RefSeq names its product angiopoietin-related protein 7-like. The coding region runs from base 119 to 649 and encodes 176 amino acids. Lineage: Eukaryota; Metazoa; Mollusca; Bivalvia; Ostreida; Ostreidae. The record is from RefSeq and is a predicted model, not a curated record. The transcript is spliced from 4 exons.
CUCUGCUCCAUUUGACUGUUACGACCUCUACAAAUGUGGUAAAAGGAAGACUGGAAUUUAUAAAAUAUUCCCUUAUAAAAGUGACAAGAACCUCACUUCUGUUCCCGUGUUGUGUGACAUGGAUUCAUCUGAAGGUGGUUGGACGGUCAUUCAGCACAGGAAGCGGGAUAAUCCCCGUGUAAAUUUCAACACAACCUGGGAUGAUUAUAAGCGAGGUUUUGGUGAUGUAAAUGGAAAUUAUUGGCUUGGAAAUGAUGCAAUUCAUACUCUGACAACAGCAUACAACAAUUCACUGUUCAUCAGAUUCAAAUCUACGACGAAUCAGUCAUUUGAAGCACAAUAUUCCUCAUUUUCACUCUCUGAUGAAACUGGAGACUACAGGCUUUCCUUGGGGAAUAUGUCGGGUAAUAUAGUUGAUGCAUUCAGAUCUUGGCACCCGGUGGUCAACCAUUCCUUUAGUACAUUUGACCACGACAACACGCACAGCAGGUGUCCAGCCUCUCGGAAAUCUGGGUGGUGGUUCAAUGAUUGUACUCUCGUGAAUCUAAAUGCUCCUUUUUUUGAAUUUCAUAGUGACCAGGUUUGGGACGAAAUUAUUUCCUCUGGAAAAUAUCUUUUCUCUUCUGAGAUGUUAAUUAGAAGAAUGUAGUUAAUGCUAAUUUUUCAAAUAUGAAAAAAAUAUUUAUCAGUGAUUUAACAAAACAAAACAUAAAUCCUUCUAAUGCAUUUCAGGAAUAGGAAUAAUGUUUAUUAAAUAUGUCUGAUUUAAGUCUCUUUAAAGUCUUUACUC